Messenger RNA from Fusarium mangiferae, 1095 nucleotides. Its product is annotated as putative carboxy-cis,cis-muconate cyclase. The transcript has 3 exons. The coding region runs from base 1 to 1095 and encodes 364 amino acids. The record is from RefSeq and is a predicted model, not a curated record. Lineage: Eukaryota; Fungi; Ascomycota; Sordariomycetes; Hypocreales; Nectriaceae. Gene Ontology annotation, molecular function: protein binding; 6-phosphogluconolactonase activity.
AUGCCUGUUCAUCAUCUUAUGGUUGGUACCUGGACUCCUCCAGGUGCCAUCUUCACUUUCGCCUUCGAUGAUGAAGCUCUCACACUUAAGCUUGUGAAAAAGACCGAGAUUCCCAAGGAUGAGCCAAUCUCAUGGAUGACAUUUAGUCAUGAUCGCAAAGCUAUUUACGGUGCUGCUAUGAAGAAGUGGUCCAGCUUCGCCGUCGAAUCGCCAACUUCGAUAACUCACCAGGUCUCUCACCCAAUGGAGCACGAUCCCAAUGCUUCUCUUGCCACCACAAACACCCGUGCCAUCUUCCUUCUCGCAGCGAACAAGCCUCCUUAUGCCGUUUACUGCAAUCCUUUCUACGAUCACGCUGGCCACGGUGCUGUCUUCACCACCGAUUCCACUACAAAGGCUCUUAAGGAAAAUGUCCAAAACUACCCUUACCAGCCUAAUACGGGUAUUCACGGGAUGGUCUUUGAUCCUGAGGAGGAAUAUCUUUAUUCUGCCGACCUUCGUGCUAACAAGAUCUGGACACAUCGCCGUGUUAGCAAAGACGAUCCUUCUCUUGAGCUGGUCGGUUCUGUUGAUUGUCCUGAUGCUCGAGACCACCCUCGCUGGGUGGCCAUGCAUCCUACUGGAAACUACCUCUACGCUCUUAUGGAGAAGGGCAACCGAAUCUGCGAGUACCUCAUCGAUCCCACAACUCGUCUGCCCGUUUACACUCAUAAGCACUACCCUCUGAUCCCUCCAGGUAUCCCCGAUAGGUGGACACAGUACCGCGCUGAUGUCUGCGUGCUUUCGUCCUCGGGCAAAUAUCUCUUUGCCUCGUCCCGUGCCAACUCCUUCGACCUGACAGGUUAUGUGGCCGCCUUCAAGCUCUCGGAUACCGGCGCCAUUGAGCGCCAGAUCUGCCUGAAUCCUACACCUACGAGUGGUGGACAUAGCAAUGCGGUUGCACCUUGCCCUUGGACAGAUGAGUGGGUAGCGAUCACGGAUGAUCAAGAAGGUUGGCUGGAGAUCUACCGCUGGCAGGAUGAGCACCUCGCCCGUGUGGCAAGGGUUAGAACACCAGAGCCUGGCUUUGGCAUGAACGCCAUCUGGUAUGACUGA